Drosophila ananassae is the source of this 2004-nucleotide messenger RNA. RefSeq names its product SOX domain-containing protein dichaete. Lineage: Eukaryota; Metazoa; Arthropoda; Insecta; Diptera; Drosophilidae. The transcript has a single exon. Gene Ontology annotation, biological process: anatomical structure morphogenesis; positive regulation of transcription by RNA polymerase II; cell differentiation. The record is from RefSeq and is a predicted model, not a curated record. Gene Ontology annotation, molecular function: RNA polymerase II cis-regulatory region sequence-specific DNA binding; DNA-binding transcription factor activity, RNA polymerase II-specific. Bases 240 to 1403 code for a protein of 387 amino acids.
CGCCUCGACUGAGCGCCGUACAAAUCAUUCAGAGAGUAGCUGUCGAGCCGAGCAGAAGCAAGAGCUAGAGCUACCAUUCGAAGGUGAAAAAAAAAUUACAAAAUACAAAAUCGCAUCAGAGACACAAAAAAUCAGAGAACUUGAAUCAGAAUCAGAAAAAAUAAGAGACACAUUGUGAGCCAAGUGAAGUGCUGAAUUUUCCAAAAAAAUAAUUAAACAAAGUGCAUAAAAUAUCCGAAAUGGCCACCUUAUCGACACAUCCCAAUUACGGUUUCCAUCUGGGCCAGCCCCAGGGACUGGAGGACUACGCCCCCCAGGGCCAGCUGCAGCUGAGUCCCGGCAUGGACAUGGAUAUCAAGCGGGUGCUGCACUACUCCCAGAGCCUGGCGGCCAUGGGUGGCUCCCCGACCGGACCGGCCGGCGGUGGCGUGUCUGGCGGCGCCAACAUGGGCCACCACAUGUCCGCCGGACACAUGUCCACCCACCACAUGCAUCAGGCGGUCUCCGCCCAACAGACCUUGUCGCCAAACAGCUCCAUCGGAUCCGCUGGCAGCCUGGGCAGCCAGAGCAGUCUGGGCAGCAGCGGCAGUGGCAUGAACGUUUCCGGUUCCGGCUCCGGCCAUCAGUCCGGCGGUAUGCACAGCCUGGCCACCUCUCCCGGCCAGGAGGGACACAUCAAGCGGCCCAUGAACGCCUUCAUGGUGUGGUCGCGCCUGCAGCGCCGCCAGAUCGCCAAGGAUAAUCCCAAGAUGCACAACUCCGAGAUCUCGAAGAGGCUGGGAGCCGAGUGGAAGCUGCUGGCCGAGUCCGAGAAGCGGCCCUUCAUCGACGAGGCCAAGCGCCUGCGGGCCCUGCACAUGAAGGAGCACCCCGACUACAAGUACCGCCCCCGUCGCAAGCCCAAGAACCCCCUGACCGCCGGACCACAGGGCGGCCUCCAGAUGCAGGGCGGCCCCAUGGGCCAACAGAAGCUGGGCGCCGGAGCCGGAGCUGGUCCCGGUGGCUACAAUCCGUUCCACCAGCUGCCGCCAUACUUCGCGCCCUCGCACCACCUCGACCAGCCCUACCCAGUGCCAUACUUCGGUGGCUUUGAUCCGCUGGCCCUCUCGAAGCUCCACCAGUCGCAGGCUGCCGCGGCGGCGGCCGUCAACAACCAGGUGCACAAGGUGGAGCCCCAGGCGCCGCCCCAGCUGCCGCCCACCUCGCUGAGCAGCUUCUACUCGGGCAUCUAUUCCGGCAUCUCGGCACCAUCGCUGUACGCCGCCCACUCCGCCAACGCCGCCGGACUGUACACAUCCUCGUCGACCUCCUCGCCCGGAUCCUCGCCCGGAACCAUCACACCCAACGGCAUGGACGGCUCCAUGGAUAGCGCCCUGCGUCGACCGGUCCCGGUGCUCUAUUAGAGCGCUACGGCGAUCCGAGUAGAGUACAGAGUAGAGUACAAUUGUUGAAGCAUUCCCAAAGUGAUCCACUGGUUUUAAAUCUUCAAAAGCUCUAAGUAAGCCAAUCCUCCAAACCACUCCGCUUAAAUCUAGUACAAUCUUCGCACACCAGACCUAGACAGUAAGGAAGAUACUGAUGAUGGAAGAUACAGAUCAUCCAGCACAAAGCAUUCCUAGCCAAUACUAUGAACUAUAAUUUAUUUACGCAAAAACCAACAAACAAAACAUAAAAAAACAAAACCUAAUUGUAAAUUAAUUUUAUUUAGUUUUAAGGAUCGAGAGAGCGCCUCCUCCUUGUUGUUUUUUUUCGUGUCAGCACCAGUUUAAAUCGUAGCUCCUAGUUCGUAAUACCUCCACCCACUAAUCCCCUCAAAUUGUAUAUAUCCCAGCCGAUUUCGUUAUAGUGUCACGAGGACUAGAACAUACAUAAAUGUAUUAUUGUAUUAUUAAUUGUAUUAAAAUUAAACGUUAUCAUCUAAGCGCUAAAUGGCAAAUGAAUGCCAACACAAAACAAACAAACAUUAAAAAACGAAUAAAAACAAAAUAAUUUGAGAAAACCAAA